GAAUAACGCACGACGAUGGGUGAUUCCAGCAGAUAUAGUAGUUGUAGCAUCCUCGGAUUCUGGUGGUCGUUUUUCGUUUUAAUGCAAACCCUGCAAGCUCACAUCGGGGAAUACGAUGAUUACUUGAGGGAAAGAGAGUUAAUGGCGAAAGAGAACCUGGAAAAGGCUUACCGUCCUGCACCGGAGGAGAUUGUUAAUCACUACAACGACCAUGCGGCCAAGACUUUGAUGGGAUUGAAUUCCACGAGGCGCGAUAUGAGGGGGAAGAAGAAGAAUGGUGGUCCUUGCGAGGCGUCUAACCCCAUCGAUCAGUGUUGGCGGUGCGAUGAAUAUUGGGAGAUUAAUAGGAUGAAGCUUGCCGAUUGCGCCCUCGGAUUCGGCCAUGGCACCACCGGUGGAAAAGGCGGCGAGUUUUAUGUCGUCACCGAUUCUUCCGAUGAUGUUCUUGACCCGAAGCCCGGAACCCUUCGCCACGCCGUCAUCCAGACGAGGCCGCUUUGGAUCAUCUUCCAGCAUUCGAUGGUGAUCACGCCGGAACAUGAGCUUCUUAUUAUGACCAAUGAUAAAACCAUCGACGGAAGGGGGGUUAAAGUGCACAUCGCUUACGGCGCCGGUAUUACUAUCCAGUUCGCGAAGAAUAUUAUUAUUCAUAACCUUCGUAUCCACGACACGGUGGCGUGUGAAGGUGGUACGAUCAAGGACGGUGAAGAACACGCCGGGAUUAGGACGAAGAGUGACGGCGAUGGGAUCUCUAUCUUCGGAUCGACCAACAUUUGGAUCGACCAUCUCUCCAUGUACCGAUGCUCCGACGGUCUCAUCGACGCUAUCCAGGGCUCCACCGCCAUCACCAUUUCCAACUGUCAUUUCACCGAUCACAACGACGUGAUGUUGUUCGGAGCACACGACUCGUACGACCUUGACGAGAAAAUGCAGAUCACCGUCGCUUUGAACCAUUUCGGUAAAGGGUUAGUACAGAGAAUGCCGAGAAGCCGGUUCGGUUUCAUCCAUGUCGUAAACAACGACUACACUCACUGGCUGAUGUACGCCAUCGGCGGCAGCAGCCACCCUACCUAUGUCAGCCAGGGAAACCGAUACUCCGCCUCAUCGGAAAAAGUAAACAAAGAAGUGACCAAGAGGGAUUACGCCCCAGAAUCAGAGUGGAAGAACUGGAACUGGAUAUCCCAAGGUGAUCAGUUCGACAAUGGUGCCUUCUUCGUCGAGUCCGGCAGUUCGUGGGUCAGCAAGAAAUACGGCAGCGACGUAAUGCUCUCUUACCAGCCUGGUAAAAUGACGCCGUUACUCACAAAGGAUUCCGGCGUACUUGGCUGCAAAAAAGGCCAGGCUUGCUAAGCACUUUCUCUUAUAUCCGACAUGUGAUCAGGCAGCGUUUUCGACAUGUUCGGAACUAUUUA
Hibiscus syriacus is the source of this 1412-nucleotide messenger RNA. RefSeq names its product pectate lyase-like. The record is from RefSeq and is a predicted model, not a curated record. Gene Ontology annotation, molecular function: pectate lyase activity. Lineage: Eukaryota; Viridiplantae; Streptophyta; Magnoliopsida; Malvales; Malvaceae. The transcript has a single exon. Bases 16 to 1350 code for a protein of 444 amino acids.